GGCUGCAACUAUUGCGGAAGCAAGAAGUAUUCUUUAGAAAAGAUUGAAGCACCCCAGGACAAUAUGCUGGCAUGCGAGAGCUGCACAAACUGGUGGCAUGUACGUUGUCUGGAGGGGAAAAAGCAACUCGAAGUAUCUGCGAGGAGCAGGUUGCCGGGGUCCAAAUCAGAAUUAUCAUCCCUUCACCUGAUGGAUGACGAUGAAGACUGGUAUUGCUCUGGAAAAUGCAUGCAUGUGGCCGUGUUCUUAAAUAAAUUGGAGGGGAAGAGACUUCCCGUCGCGGGUGGGUGCAACUGCACCUUUGAGGUUACUAAGUACCGAAAGGGAGACAAGGCCAGUGAGGGCACAGUGGCCUCUGCGCUGAGGAUCCUCCACUCGUGCUUUCGCCCUGUAGUUAUGGAGGAUGGAAGCGACAUGAUAGUAAAUUUGUGUCAUUCUACCUGUUCCGAAGGUGACGAUGGCGGCUUCGACUACAGUGGAUUCAGGGUCAUGGUGCUGCGGGAGGGAAGACAUGCGGUUGCAGUUGCCACACUCCGGGUUUUCGGCACAGAGUUUGCCGAGAUUCCCUUCGUCGCAACAAAAUCAGGCCACCGAAGACGCGGCCACUGCCGACGCCUGUUCCGGGUGAUUGAAGAAAUACUGCGCUCUGCCAAGGUGCAGCAGCUGCUCAUUCCAUCGAUUAAGAAGUUGAUGAAGUUCUGGGAAGAGAAAUUCCAAAUGAGGAAAGUCCCUGCCAAGGAGGUUGAGAAACUCGAGGAGUACAUAAUUCUGCCAGACCUUGCCAGCUCUGUCUUGAUGAGGAAAGAGAUUUGCAAGAAGACACGCGAGAGAGAUUAUGGACUAGGUUACUGUCCAGAAACAGAUGGCUGCAUCCCUCAAGAGUCUGGUUUGCACUUUCCCACUGGAAAAAAAGCCCCUGAAAAAACAGGAUGUCACAACUUGAGGGAGGAGAGUACGAAGUCUCCUAUUAAUUCUGAUAUGCCAUUCUGGUUCUACCAGAGCUCCGAAGUACCUCAUAGUAUCUGUUCUAAACGGACUCGUGGUAGAAAAGGCGGCAAUAAGGAGGGAGCAUCGUCAACAACCAUGGAUGGGCCAACAUCCAAGCAAAUAUUGGUGGCUAGUCUCUAUCAAGCAUCAGGCAAACCAAGUUCUGCCCACAGGCCACAGGGAGAACAGCUGUGCAACGACGCUGUGCCUGCGGAGGAAGAAGAACAGCGAGUAUCCAAGCGGAGUAUGAUGGCUCCGCACUCACCAGCUCCAGAUCCGUGUCAACUGCGUGCUGGAGACAGUUCAAGAGAACAGAUAGGCAACACUGAAGCAACCACUGCGUCUCCCACUGGAGAUGCAAACAGGGAAACUCCCAUGUCAGCGUCACACGUGGUUGACAUGGAUCUGGAGCUAUGCAAGGACACCACAUCGGCGGAGGAGGAAGAACAGCAAGCAUCCAAACGGAGUAUGAUGGCUCCGCACUCACCAGCUCCAGAUCCAUGUCAACUGCAUGCCGGAGACAGUUCAAGAGAACAGAUGGGCAACGCUGAGGCAACCACUGCGUCUCCCACUGGAGAUGCAAACAGGCAAACUCCCAUGUCAGUGUCACAUGCAGUUGACAUGGAUCUGGAGCUGUGCAAAGAUGCUGCGCCAGUGGAGGAAGAAGAACAGCGAGUAUUUAAACAGAGUAUGAUGGCUCCGCACUCGCCAGCUCCAGAUCUCUCCCAACUCCGCGCUGGAGUCAGUUCAAGGGAACAGAUAGGCAAGACUGGGGCAACCACUGUUCCUCCCGCUGGAGAUGCAAACAGGCAAACUCCCAUGUCAGCGUCACCAGGUUUCGGUCCGUCUGGAAGAUCUCCGGAUAGUCGCUGUUGUGCCUCGAGCCUGUGCCCGGGGCUUGUCCAGUUACCAGAUGCUCAGGAACGGGUAGAAGAAGACUCAUGCAACUUGAAGAACUGGGCUUCUGGGGAUGGGUUCUUCUCCUUUGAAGCCUUGCUGGAGGGGGGGGAGAUUGGACGGGAUGCCAAUCGAGGCUCCAACUCGAAGUUUAUGGAUGGGUUCUCAUUUCAAGCAUUGCCCGAGGGGGACGGACUUGGACCAACCACCAAUGAAGGCUCAACCUGGGAGUGCAAACCUUUGCCAGAAUGUCCAUGCCCCCUUGAGGAGGAAGGCACUAUAGAUCCGGUCUGCAUGAUCGGCAGAGAAUCGUCCACGUUGGUGAUCAGUCAAAAUGACAUAAACUCCGGCGAGUAUCUGCAAAGGCAAAGUAUGUGUGAAUUGGAUAUUAAUUGCCCGCAGACGCCGGCCUAUGGCCCUCCAAGUUUUCAUGUGCACAUUGAGGAAGUGGGAUCUCUGGUAACUAUGGAGGAAAUGGAUGAUGAAGGAGCACAUGUCAUCAUAUCCAGCUUCCAGAUGGCUGGCAGGGAGCUGGAAACUAUCAAGCCGCUGAUCGAGGCAGCAGGCAUGAAGACGGAUAGUCGGAAGGUGGUCAAAGUCACCAUCAAUGUUCAUUGUAUCGGCGAGAGUGGAGAUUCGAUGACUGCCGGAGCAGGAUUUUCGGCAGCCAGCGUGAAAACCUUGGACUUGGCAGAUAAUCGGCUGACAGCUGGUAUGACAACGGAUAACCUGAGUCAGAACAUGGACGAAGGACCAGACUCUGGCAACAAGCAGAUUAAUGAGACUGGAGAAUCUGAUAUGCCAACCACGAAAGGAAGUAUGUGUGCAUUGGGUGGGGACGAAGUUGAGCCUGAGGAAGGACAUCUAACAGCAGAGAGGAAGGUGCUGGAUGAUCAACUGGCAGAGAGCAUGCAGAUGGGUGACCUUCCAACAGCAGGUGCAAAGAUUGAUGAUCUGAGUUACCAGGAGGCGACACCAUUCGCUGGUGACCAUGAGAUUGAAGACCUUAGGGAUUUGCCAACCGCCAGAGACUCAGCGUGUGAGGAACGAGUGUCAAUGGCAGGUAUGGAGCCUCAAGGUGGUCUGGGUACCCAUCAUGUUGAUAGACGAGACUUGACAGAAGUGGCUUGGUUUGGGGAUUCUGAAGGUGUGCACGCUGGUCACCCCUCAGAGCACUCCAAGAAGACUCCAUGUAAUUCAAGUUGUGAUCAUGAUGAUGAACAUGCUGCCACCGAAAGCCAAAUGCCUGACCCCUUGGAAUCCGAAGAGAUCACGGACUGCGAACCAAUGCAGCAUGCUGAUCUUUGUCUUGAGUGGUCAGAGAUAGUGCAGUCAGCCCUUGAAACGUGGCAAACUGUGCCACCAGGUGUUAGGACAAAUAAACAGCAGGGAGAAGCGGACGGAUUUCUUCUCAAGGAUGGUCGAAUCUUCUUGGAUAUGGAACAGAUGCAGCAUGAACUAGAGGCUCUCUUGGGCUGUAUGUCCCCUGAGGUUUCCAAAGUGGUUCAUCGUAAAGUAAGUCAGGUGAGAUUGAAGGCAGAAGAAACACUGAAGAAGAAGCUGGCAGAGAAAGAUGACGAGAUAAGUCAGGUGAGAUCGAAGGCAGAAGAAACACUGAAGAAGAAGCUGGCAGAGAAAGAUGACGAGAUACGUCUUCUUCAGCAACAGCUGAGGGCUUCCCAGGCGGUUCGUCGAUGCGCACACCCGGAGAUGUCGUCGAUGAUCAAGCCUCACAAUCUACACCAUGCGGAUAAUUGCUGCCAGACUAAAUUGUUGCUGAUCGAAGAAUGACAACCAGUUUGCCAGCACGGCCCAGUUUGCAGAGUCUGACGUUGUCAGGAAAUGAAAACAAAAGUGGGGUUAUAAC
Chara braunii is the source of this 3751-nucleotide messenger RNA. NCBI's taxonomy places the organism in Eukaryota, Viridiplantae, Streptophyta, Charophyceae, Charales, Characeae. The record is from the annotation of a GenBank genome assembly.